This is a messenger RNA of Rotaria sordida, 1287 nucleotides long. Lineage: Eukaryota; Metazoa; Rotifera; Eurotatoria; Philodinida; Philodinidae. The record is from the annotation of a GenBank genome assembly.
AUGGAUCAUUUGUCUUAUACUCAAAAUGACUCAUUCAUUGAAAUGAAUUCAAAAUCUGACGAAGAUGAUGAACUUGAUCCUCGAAUUCAAAUCGAAUUAGACCGAUUAAAUUAUGCUAAUGAAGCUAUCAAUCAAUUAGAACUUCAACUUGAUGAAGCACGAAAAAUACACGAUGAAUUUAAGAAAAAAUCAGAAACAGAAUUAUUUCAAUUAGAACAAAAGAUUGGUGAAGCUGUAGCCAAAUCAAGAGGUUAUUAUGAUGCUCGAAUUAAACUUCGAGAUGUUAAAGACAAAUUAGUAAAAGCUAAAGAUCGAUUUGAAUGUGCACAAGCAUUACAUGUUGCUGCUAAAGAAAUAGCUAGUGCUUCGGCUGAUUAUAUUGAUGAAGCAGCAAGAUCACAUCAAAAUACAACAGCAUGGAAUGAAACAUAUCUUCAAGCUAUGGCAAAAGCAAAUGCAGCUGAACAAGAAAAAUAUCAAGCUGAUUUAGAUCAACAAAGUGUUGAAAGAGUUUAUUUUGAUAUUGAACAAUUAGUUUUAAAAUUACAAAAAGAAUGUCGACGACCGAUUAAUAAAUCAAAACCUUAUUAUGAAAUGAGAGUCGAACAUCAUAAAGAAUUAGAUUUUCAAAAACGUAAAAUACAUGGCCUUGAAAAUUGUGUUAAUGAAGCUAAAAGUCAAUAUCAAGAAUCAUUAAGAAAUCUUGAACGUAUUAGUAAUGAAAUUCAUGAUAAACGUCAUCAAAACAAAUUACAGAAAGAAUGUGAAGAACAAAUAAUAGAUAGAAGAGAAUCAUUAUCAACAUCACUUCCAACUAGUAAUAGUCCAAGACUAUCAAUACGAACAAAUUAUUCAGAUGAUAUGCUUCGUUCAUGUUUACUUCGUACAGAAACUUUACCACCUGGAAUAUUUACUAAUAUAAAUGAUCAAAAUUCAUCGGAAUACGAUGAAACAAUAAAGAAAACAGAUGAUAUUAAUAAUCAAUUUAUUCUUUGUCCAAAAGGUGCACCACGUAUAACUAUUUUAACGAAUCCCGAACAAGAAGCAAACAAAUUAAUUAAUAGUGCUCGUGACAGAUUACCAAGUUAUUCAUCACAAAUAUCACAAAGUACAACAGAUGAUGAAGAUGAUAGAAGUGGAUCAUUUAAUCUUAUAUCUGAUGACCAACUUGAUCAUUUAGCUUCUAUAUUUAAUUCUUAUGCAACCGAAUUAACAAUCCCAACAGGUACACGUGAUCAGCCAUAUGGACAAAAAAAUGAUAUUAUAUCAAAAUCUUUAUUUUAUUAA